Molecule: messenger RNA, 2254 nt
Organism: Aspergillus sclerotioniger CBS 115572
Lineage: Eukaryota; Fungi; Ascomycota; Eurotiomycetes; Eurotiales; Aspergillaceae
Exons: 3
Coding region: 386-2254 (622 amino acids)
Molecular function (GO): 5'-3' DNA helicase activity
Source: RefSeq, a predicted model, not a curated record
UCCUCGUUCUUCUCCCUCACCCUAGCAUUUGCCUCGGAACACGGCCUCGGCUGGUUCUGUUAAAGCAUCUGUCACCCUCUCUGUGCUUUUCUCGCCAAUCUUCGGUCUUUGCCAAAGGGAUACGGCUUAUAGCUGAUUCCCUUACAACAUAGCCAGAAAGGAAAUGUCGCGUCUCUUCAACAAGGCAGGCUCUUUCGUGAAAUUAUCAGUCAAGGCCAUCAAAUAUCAUGGCUUUGAUGAAGACAUCGCGAUGGCCAACCAAAUCGUGACUGAUCCUGCAAUCAGUCUGUCCCUGUCUUCGUCAUUCCUGAAGGUCCGCCAGGGUGUCUCUAAGAACGACGGGCGUGAAUACUCUUACUAGAGUGUCACUUUUCACAUUGCUCAAAUGACAAUCGUCUCACUUGACAAGAAUAAAGACGAGCUCGUCUACACCUUCAAGUCCGACUCCGACAUCAAGGGCGAAGCCGAAACUGCUAACCGGAGCGUUCUCCCAGAGCCAAGUAAGUACCCACUUGCAUUGGUAAGACUGCUCAACAAGGUAAUUGUUAUUACCAUGGGUUUGCCAUACCACAAGAUUUGGGGAAAGCAUGCCGAUCUGAUUUGCCAGGCCCUGGAGGGCGGCAGACUCUCCCUUUCUCAAGGGGAAAAUGAAUACAUCAAGCUCAACCACACAGCCAUAAACGAGGAGGCCAAGGAAGAGAACAAGUGCCUGGCUGAGCGCGGAUGCAAAGUAAAGGCAGUCGCAGUUGCGGACUGGAUUCUCCUGGGAAUUUGGCCUCAGGAAGAUCGUCCGUUUCGCCUCUACCGAGGCUGCACCUUGGUUCUGCGUGGGAAGAAAUUUUUCGACAAGGAACAGGCCAAGGGUUAUAUGAUUCCCGGUGAGAAGGGGGCUCCGGAAGACUGGAUGGCCUCAGUGACUGGAGAAUCUCUAAAAUGGAGAUCCUUGAUCGAUGCUCCUGUGCAGGCCAUUCUGAAAAACAAUGUCGACACAAAGCUUGUCGAUCAAAUCCAGGAGGACGACGCUAAGGUCCAUCCUGUGUCCAACCAUGUGGUCCAGAUCGCGAUGCUGCAAGCGACGAGGAAGCUCUCCGAACAUUGGGGCGAAGAAAACUUCGACAUAAUGUGUCAAGAGUUUGAAGCGCAUGGCGCUACAAUCCCCAGUGGAAGUAAUAAAAAGCUUCCACUGGCCUCCAUGUUCCUCGCCUCUACCCCGCGAGUGAACACACAUGAUCCUUUGAUCAGCUCCCCCACGGAUCUCAGUACCCUUGUGCCGACGAAAAAGUGGGGUCUCAACGAAGCACAGCUCCAGGCAACUACCCAGUUGCUUACACACUCUUUCUCCCUCGUGGUUGGACCUCCGGGUACAGGCAAAACGCGAACGAUUGCAGCAGCCACAAUGUUUAUUACGCAGGUCCUGCGCCAUGAGUCGAUUUCCGGCCGGGUGAAAAACGCCUUUGAGGAGUUCAACCAGCAACGGCGCGAGCUUAUCAAAGCCGUUAUGCGAGACGUUCGUGUUGUGGUCACCCUGCCACUAAAUUGCAAGGAGAUGCUCCGACGCGAAUUCAACCCCCAAUUCAAAUACCAUCAAACGCUCCUAAAUAUCUCGUACAGGUCUCACCAUAUCAUAUACCACUCGACCUCAGCGGCCUAUUACAAGGGCAAAGUCCGCACAGUCCGCGACAGGCCCUCCACCAACGUUUGCCAGGAAAAUCCUCUGCUGGUCACGUUGGGCAAUGAAACCUGGACUCUGCCAGGCCUAUCCCACUUCCUCCAUCUCGCGCAUGUCAGCAAUGACACCAAGAAGGAUUUCUCUGGAUCCUUGUACCACCCGCGGGAAGCCGAGCUGGGGAUCGCAUUGGCUCGAAGCCUCAUUGACAGAGGGUUUCGCGAUGUCCUUAUUAUAUCACCAUAUAAGGCCCAGGUUGCCUUGGUGAAGAAAUUAUGGGAGCAGAGGUAUCCCAACGCAAUGCCAAUCCCGAGAGCCCAGACCGUUGACGCUUCCCAAGGGUCAGAAGCUCCGGCCGUGAUCGUCCUGAUCACGCGCAAUUUUGGCUCCGCCGGCUUCCUCCAAUCGACAAAGCGGACCAAUCUCAUGCUGUCUAGAGCUCGCACUGCCCAGUAUGUUGUGGGGAAUUGGGCCUGGGUUGGCGGUAAGAGCUUCAAAGAUGGGGGCAAAUUCCACGCCUACUCAGAUGACGCGGAUAAGGUCUUGGACAAGCGGACUGAAUACUCCGUCUCUCCAAAAUUAGUCUAG